Molecule: messenger RNA, 1194 nt
Organism: Macrosteles quadrilineatus (aster leafhopper)
Lineage: Eukaryota; Metazoa; Arthropoda; Insecta; Hemiptera; Cicadellidae
Gene: cyp33
Product: peptidyl-prolyl cis-trans isomerase E
Exons: 7
Coding region: 231-1124 (297 amino acids)
Biological process (GO): protein folding; protein peptidyl-prolyl isomerization
Cellular component (GO): intracellular membrane-bounded organelle
Molecular function (GO): RNA binding; peptidyl-prolyl cis-trans isomerase activity
Source: RefSeq, a predicted model, not a curated record
GUGUAUGUCAUGGCUUUGUUUACAUCUACUAUUUAAUUGGACGAAUUAACAAUAAAUUCUGUUUAACUUAUCUGUUUCAUUAGGGACAACAUUUUUUUCAUACAUAAUCUUGACUGUUGAUUGAUGUUUUAUCCACACUGCACUGACAAGUUUUCUAACAGUUCCAAGUUAUUUAAGUCUGUGUGAAUCUGCCGGUUUAGGUUAGCUUACCUCAAGCUUACAGUCAAGUAAUGACAACCAAUCAAAAAAGGACUGUUUACGUUGGUGGAUUGGCAGAAGAAGUCGAUGAGAAGGUUCUACAUGCGGCUUUUAUUCCCUUCGGAGAUGUAGUCGAUGUUCAGAUUCCCCUUGAUUAUGAAACAGAAAAACAUAGAGGAUUUGCCUUCAUCGAGUUUGAAGCAGCUGAAGAUGCAGCAGCAGCCAUUGACAAUAUGAAUGACAGUGAAUUGUACGGGCGCACUAUCAGAGUAAACCUGGCCAAACCACAGAGGAUCAAGGAGGGAUCUUCACGACCGGUGUGGUCCGAGGAUACAUGGCUACAGGAACACGCCGGAGAGACGCUGGAGACUGAGGGAGAGAAGAAGAUAACCCCUACUACAGAGGAUGAAGAUUCAAGCACAAAAAAACACAAGAACCCUCAAGUAUACUUUGAUAUCAGCAUUGGCAAGGUGAAUGUAGGCAGAGUCAUCAUCAUGCUAAGGUCCGAUAUUGUACCCAAGACUGCCGAGAACUUCCGAUGUUUGUGUACUCACGAGAAGGGCUACGGCUACCAGGGCAGCACCUUCCAUAGGAUCAUACCUAACUUUAUGUGUCAAGGAGGGGAUUUCACCAAUCACAAUGGCACUGGUGGAAGAUCAAUCUACGGCAAGAAGUUUGACGAUGAGAACUUCACGCUGAAACACACAGGGCCGGGCAUCCUGUCCAUGGCUAACUCCGGUCCCAAUACCAACGGGUCUCAGUUCUUCCUGUGUACUGCCCGCACUGAAUGGUUAGACGGAAAACAUGUGGUUUUUGGACACGUUAUGAGUGGUCUGGACGUCCUGAAGAAAAUGGAGAAAUGUGGAACUAAAUCGGGGCUUCCAACAGAAAAGGUUGUUAUAUCGUCAUGUGGAGAACUUAUGUAAUAUAGGAUGAUAAUUUUUGUAUAUUAUUUAUAACUUUAAGUGAUUAAAAAAAUAACUUUUUAUAAAAUGC